ACAUGCCGUGUGUAUAUUCUACCUAGUCCUCCGUGCCCUGGACACCAUCGAGGAUGACAUGACCAUCAGUUUGGAUGUCAAGGUCCCAAUGCUGCACGAGUUCCACUCCUAUCUCUACCAACCAGAGUGGAAGUACACAGAGAGCAAGGAGAAGGACCGGCAGGUGCUUGAGGACUUCCCAACGAUUUCCUCGGAGUUCCGGAGCCUGUCGAAGGUGUAUCAGGAUGUGAUUUCAGAUAUUUGUCACAAGAUGGGUGUUGGGAUGGCAGAGUUCUUGGAGAAGAAGGUGGAUUCUCAGAACGAAUGGGAUAAGUAUUGUCACUACGUUGCUGGGCUGGUGGGAAUAGGCCUGUCCCGUCUCUUCUCUGCAUCAGAGCUAGAAGACCCUAUUGUUGGACAAGACACAGACCUGGCUAAUUCCAUGGGCCUGUUCCUGCAGAAGACCAACAUAAUUCGUGACUAUUUGGAGGAUCAGUUGGAGGGAAGGGAAUUCUGGCCCAGAGAGGUUUGGAGCAGAUACGCCAAGAAGCUCUCAGAUCUUGCCAAACCAGAGAACAUUGAUAUGGCUGUGCAGUGUCUGAAUGAGCUGAUCACCAACGCUCUCCACCACGUCCCUGAUGUUCUAACGUACUUAUCUCGCCUGAAAAACCAAAGUGUCUUCAACUUCUGUGCUAUCCCUCAAGUGAUGGCUAUUGCCACCCUGGCUGCCUGCUAUAACAACAAGCAGGUGUUCAGGGGUGUAGUGAAGAUUCGGAAGGGACAAGCUGUCACUCUAAUGAUGGAUGCCACAAACAUACAGGCUGUCAAAACCAUCAUGUACCAGUAUGCGGAAGAGAUCUACCAGAAGAUCCCGAGCGCGGACCCUUCGUGCCACAAGACGCAGCAGAUCGUGGCCUCCAUCCGCGCGCGGAGCCUGCCCCGCGGGCCCCUCGCGUCGCGGCACCACUACUCGCCCAUCUACGUGUCGUGCGCCAUGCUCCUGGCCGCGCUCAGCUGGCAGUACCUGACCACGGUCUCCAAGGCUGCCGAGGACUUGGUGCAGACAGGCGAGAACUGA
This is a messenger RNA of Tinamus guttatus (white-throated tinamou), 1057 nucleotides long. The record is from RefSeq and is a predicted model, not a curated record. NCBI's taxonomy places the organism in Eukaryota, Metazoa, Chordata, Aves, Tinamiformes, Tinamidae.